Molecule: messenger RNA, 1851 nt
Organism: Austrofundulus limnaeus
Lineage: Eukaryota; Metazoa; Chordata; Actinopteri; Cyprinodontiformes; Rivulidae
Gene: crnkl1
Product: crooked neck pre-mRNA splicing factor 1
Biological process (GO): spliceosomal complex assembly; mRNA splicing, via spliceosome
Cellular component (GO): post-mRNA release spliceosomal complex; Prp19 complex; precatalytic spliceosome
Molecular function (GO): protein binding
Source: RefSeq, a predicted model, not a curated record
UGUCAUGGUGGAAGUUGGAGCAAACGUUGUUGUUGUGGCGACUUUAGUUUCGAUCUAAUCGUUAACUCUUAUCUACUCUGAAGUGUUUUGGUUCACUGCACCGGCAGCAGCAUGGCCUCCACGGCGGCAGGGAAGCAACGGAUCCCGAAGGUGGCGAAGUCGUCAUCGUUCACCCCGAAGUGAAGAACUGGAUCAAGUAUGCCCGCUUCGAGGAGAAACACGGCUACAUCGCUCACAGCAGGAAGGUGUACGAGCGGGCCGUGGAGUUCUUUGGAGAGGAGCACAUGGACGAGAACCUGUUUGUGGCCUUCGCCAGGUUUGAGGAGACGCAGAAGGAGUUUGAACGCGUUCGGGUCAUUUAUAAAUACGCUUUGGACAGAAUCCCCAAACAUCAGGCUCAGGAGCUCUUUAAGAACUACACCAUGUUCGAGAAGAAGUUUGGAGACCGGAGAGGCAUCGAGGACGUCAUCGUCAGCAAACGAAGGUUCCAGUACGAAGAAGAAGUUAAGGCAAACCCUCACAACUACGACGCCUGGUUCGAUUACCUCCGCCUGGUGGAGAGCGACGCAGACCCCGACACGGUGCGCGAGGUUUACGAACGAGCCAUCUCCAACAUCCCCCCCAUCCAGGAGAAGAGGCACUGGAGGCGCUACAUCUACCUGUGGAUCAACUACGGCCUGUAUGAGGAGCUGGAGACAAAGGACCCAGAGAGGACCAGGCAGGUGUACCAGGCGUGUCUGGAGCUCAUCCCUCACAAGAAGUUCACCUUCGCUAAGAUCUGGCUGCUCUUCGCUCAGUUUGAGAUCCGACAGAAGAACCUUCAGAAUGCCAGGAAGGUCAUGGGCACAGCCAUCGGGAAAUGUCCCAAGAACAAACUGUUUAAAGGCUACAUCGAGCUGGAGCUGCAGCUCAGAGAGUUCGACCGCUGCAGGAAGCUCUACGAGAAGUACCUGGAGUUCAGUCCUGAGAACUGCACCACCUGGAUCAAGUUCUCCGAGCUGGAGACCAUCCUGGGAGACGUGGACAGAGCUCGCGCCAUCUUUGAGCUGGCCAUUGGACAGCCACGCCUAGACAUGCCUGAGGUCUUGUGGAAGUCCUACAUUGACUUUGAGAUUGAGCAGGAGGAGUUUGAAAACACCAGGAACCUGUACAGGAGGCUGCUGCAGCGCACACAACACGUCAAGGUUUGGAUCAGUUUUGCCAAGUUUGAGAUGUCCAUCGAGGAAGCAGACCGUCUGCAGAGGUGCCGGCAGAUCUACGAGGAGGCCAACAAGAGCAUGAGGAGCUGUGAGGAGAAGGAGGAGCGCCUCAUGCUCCUCGAGUCCUGGAGGGACUUUGAGAAGGAGUUUGGUUCUGACAGCACCAGAGAACGGGUCAGGAAGCUGCUGCCAGAGAAGGUGAAGAAGAGGAGGAAGCUGACGGCUGAAGAUGGGUCGGACGCCGGCUGGGAGGAAUAUUACGACUACAUCUUCCCGGAGGACGCUGCCAACCAGCCCAACCUGAAGCUGCUGGCCAUGGCCAAGAUGUGGAAGAGGCAGCAGGUGCAGGACGAUGAGGAGGAGCCUCCAGAAAAACCUGCCACACCUGAAGACUCUUCCUCUUCCUCAUCUGCUCCUCCUGACAGUCCCAGCAGAACCACAGAGACUGAACCCAACACGUUUGAUGACCGAGAUGAUGACGAUGACAGCAGCAGCAGUGAGGAGGAGGAGGAGGAGGAGGAGAAAUCAAAAGUCAGCAGUGACGAGAACAAGGAUUAGACUCAGAGACUUUCUUCAGCUUUUUGGGUUUUUUUUAAAUAUUUUCUACUGAUUAUUGUUUCUCAGAAAUAAUAAAAGGAACAGUUCAGACAGA